Molecule: messenger RNA, 1814 nt
Organism: Camellia sinensis
Lineage: Eukaryota; Viridiplantae; Streptophyta; Magnoliopsida; Ericales; Theaceae
Gene: RBL13
Product: RHOMBOID-like protein 13
Cellular component (GO): membrane
Molecular function (GO): serine-type endopeptidase activity
Source: RefSeq, a predicted model, not a curated record
UCACCCUCGCAUGACAUAACCACACAACAGACCUUUCUUCGCUGUUUGGCACAGAAGGAACUAGAAAAUCUAGCGUUCACGAAGAACUCUGAUCAACUUGAAGCUAAAAGGUGCGAAAUUUCUGUCUUCAAACCCUAAUUCCAUUGAUUCUAUUGUCUCUUAGAAACCUUAAUCUGUAUUUUUUUAACUGCGAAACCUCUACUUGUUUUUCCCCUUCCAAAUCUGUCGGUGCCUGUUGUUUGAAUGCAAAAGUUGGGUAUAGAAUAGGGGUUUUACUUGUAAAUAGGAAAUCUCCAUUAAUUUGCCCAAAAUUGAAGAGAUAGAAAGUCGAUUGAUUGAUUUUUGAAGAACCCAAUUCCCUGUUUGGUGUUCUGGGAUGGUGAGAUGUGUAAAUUUGACAUUUUCUGAAGGUGAAUUUUUGAUCAGUGGUUGCUUGUAGUAGAUUUGCAUCUCUGUUGGACUAGUGAAUCUUGAAACUGGGUUUUAGCUGUUAAUGGUUUUGCAUUCAUCAGAAGGUGUUCUAGGGUUUUCAAAGCUCUUGAUUUCUUUGAGCUUUGGUUAUUGCUUCUAGUAGUUUGUGUUUGUUUGAAAAGGGUUCUAGAUGGGGAAGCCAUUGUUUUAUGAGAUCUUGGAAAAACCAGCUACAAGUUGUAUUAUUGGAAUUUGUUCUGCAAUUUGGUUCUAUAUACAGAAGAAAAAUAUUGGGUAUUCUCAUGUCGGCUUGAGUUAUGAAACCGCCCUUGAAGGGCAUUAUUGGAGGAUAAUAACAUCGGCAUUUUCCCAUAUAAGUGUCCUUCAUCUUGUUUUCAAUAUGAGUGCACUUUGGAGUCUUGGAGUUGUAGAGAAGCUAGGGUACAUGGGACUAGGGAUGGAGUUUUAUCUUCAGUACACACUAGUCCUGGUAGUGUUAUCAGGUUUGCUAGUCUUGGGGGCUUACCAUGUUUUAAUUAAAAAAUUCAAGCUGGAGUAUUUCCGGAGAGUGACAGCUGUUGGGUAUUCCUGUGUAGUUUUUGGUUGGAUGACCAUUCUUUCAGUGAAGCAACCCUCAUCGAAGUUGGACCUUUUUGGGUUUCUUUCUCUUCCAAUCAGUUUUGCACCAUUUGAAUCACUUAUAUUUACUUCAAUAAUUGUUCCACAGGCAAGUUUUGUGGGCCACUUCUCUGGAAUUAUUGUUGGGUAUGCCAUUGCUUGGGGUUUGAUCCAUGGUGUAAACAAUUAUUGGGCAGUUUCUAUGUUGGGAUGGAUUGUACUUGUGUUUGUGUUGAGUUUGAAGCGGUCUGGUGCAUUUGAUUUCAACUUUCUUGAGGUUGAAUCCGUUACGGAUGCAUCCUUGCCUUCUGUUCGGUUUCUUGCCUCGGGAAAUGGUAGAACCUUGCAGAUGAGUUCACUACCAGCUGUGGGUGCUGAUAUUGUGUAGCUCAUGAUCAAACAAUGAUAUUGCUUGUGGGAAAUGUACUUGACUUGGGCUAAUCCUGUAUUUACCUGUGCAUUUUCUUUCCCAAACCGGUUUGCUGUGCUUGGAACAAAGUGGAUUUGAAUGAAUCAUUGAUGCCAUAUAUCCCAAGAUAGCUAUACAAUCUUUAGUUGCUGCUUUAUCGAUUAAUUAAAUUGUUGGAUCCAUGUCAUUCUUACAUCUGACAGUAUGUAAGGUUGCUACUAGUUAUUAUUGUUCUCCAAUCCUUCAUUUAUUGUGCUAGAGAAGUGUUUUUCCUGAUGUGUAGGAUCUUAUGGUCCUGACAAGUUCAAUGGCAAUUGUUUGUUCCACCGACCUUUCCUAAAUGAAAUGAGAAUUUUGAAUUGGUUUAUUGCAUUAA